Branchiostoma belcheri (Belcher's lancelet) is the source of this 1026-nucleotide messenger RNA. RefSeq lists its product as uncharacterized. Lineage: Eukaryota; Metazoa; Chordata; Leptocardii; Amphioxiformes; Branchiostomatidae. The coding region runs from base 1 to 732 and encodes 243 amino acids. The record is from RefSeq and is a predicted model, not a curated record. The transcript has 4 exons.
AUGGUCAACAUGUCACGUCUCACCGGUCCAUGGGUUCCUCUGUUGCUGUGCUUUUCUGCCUUACAGAAGAUGAGCUAUGCCAGAUGGGAAGCAGAGUACAUCUCUUACGCGGCGCCUACGGAUACAAUCAUUCGCUUUCGAGUUGGAAAAUUGGUUCCAGUCUACGACCAUUCUGAUGAUGAACACACGGCGCGCCCUGCCACCACUCCUUCCCGUGACGACUUCCAAUCCUGUCAAUCAGAGAUGGAGUGGCCUCUGAUUGGUUCGUCUUGGUCCGGGUGGGCGUGUCAGGACCAUCCCCAAGAACAAGAGUCCCUCCCCUUGUCUCCCCUCAACGUCUUGUCUCCCCUGGUCCAACUCAUCCUAGACUAUGCUUAUCCGCGUCUGCCACCAAUGAAACCAACUGAAUCAAACAGACAGAUAGAAAAAGACACUAUAUUACAGGCGUCGGUCAUCUCUACAGGUACAUCAAGUUCAACAGGUGAGGUGUCGCCCACCGAACCAAUCGAGAAAUACAGGCGGUGGGAUGGCGGGGAACGGCCGCGAUGCUCCUGUCAUCGCUCCUGCUUCAAACGCUUCCGCCUCGCUGCAGAACAGCGAACAGCGGUACCGGUUCGGCAAGACAAGCGAAUGCGGCACCUAAUGUUACGUAGCUGUGUGGCCGUGCUGGCUGUCUUCCUCGUCAACCUUUUGUUUGUGGAGGUCGGAAAACGGCAGACUGGGGCCACAUAAGCACCUCAUCUAAUCUACCUCUGUUGUACAGUAAAGAUUGUUUGUAUUUGUGACUAUAAGUAUACUAUCUACUACUGUAAUUCAUUUUAUGUUCACUGUGGCAAAAUCUGAGAAAAAUGGACAUGUUCACGGAACUAUAUGGUGGCGACAGGUGCAGGAAAGAGAAAGUCCAUGAAUUAUUUGUAAACUGUAAUGAUAAGUUCACGGUACAGAAGUGACAGUGAAAACAGUGAACAUACAUGUAACAGUACAGUGAAAAAAUCGGGAAUUAGUAUGUUAAUGAUUAGGUUAAUU